Apis laboriosa (Himalayan honeybee) is the source of this 2463-nucleotide messenger RNA. Its product is annotated as coiled-coil domain-containing protein 137. Bases 875 to 1804 code for a protein of 309 amino acids. The transcript is spliced from 8 exons. Lineage: Eukaryota; Metazoa; Arthropoda; Insecta; Hymenoptera; Apidae. The record is from RefSeq and is a predicted model, not a curated record.
GUACCAAAACACAUUGCCGAUAAGUCUCAACUUAUUUUAAUUAGUUUCCGUUAAAAAACAAGAUUGCAGCAUAGGUGAUGGUGAUGAAAACGUUUUAAGUGGAGAUUGAAAUUUAACUCGGGCGAAAAGACAGAGUUAUUCCUUUGUGUGCUAUUUCCUUUUUUAACAUUGUGUUUGAUUGAAUUUAUUGGCAUCGUUAUAUUACCGUUUUUUAUCUCUUUUCGAUAUUUAAAUUUAUGAGAAUAUAGAAAUAACAUCUUAUAUUUCGGUUUACAAUUUCAAGCGGUUGUACAAACGAAAUGGUCAGAUGUCUUUUAUCUUUUAAUGUAGAAACUGGUUACUACGCUCUGGAAUCUCAUAAACGGAACGAGUUGAAUAAAUAAUAAAAGACCCGAGUUCUCGAAUGGAGAUUCAGAGCGUGAUAUAGUCAUUAUUUUUGUUGCAAUUAUGAGGAUAAAUAUUUUUCAUACAAACAGCAUUCGUACAUCUGCCGCCAUCUGGACAGACGCCGUACAGUCUUGCAGAUGGCGCAACAUGAACAGUUUCAGUUUCGAAACAUUAGAAUUUGUGGCAGAAUAUUCGAUUCAAAGUUUUUUGUGAGAAAAAGAAAAAGUGUGAAUGAUUAUGAAACGUUAACGAAAUUGUUUGAAUUAUAAGAAAUCGACGACUUGAUAAUAUACACGGGAGACAGUUUUAUAAUAUUACUUUAAAAUUACAACAUUUUCGCAACUCAAGAUUCAACAACUCUACAUAAAUAUACAAGUGCAUAUAUACAAUAUUGGAAGAGAUUCAAAGAAUAUAAUUAAAAGAAGACGAGACUAAAACGAAUGUCGACCACGUGAAAAUCGUGUCUCGUUGUUUAUCGAAAUUCGAAAUGGGUCGAAAAAUCCCAGGAAAAAAGCACAGAGGUGUGAAAGAUCCUUUUAAACAACAGGCAAAACGUCAGGCAGAGUUAGAAACAAAAAUAAAUGCACCGCCAAAAGAUGUGAACGAACAAGCUAUACCGAAAAGUUUAGAAAAAAUAAUAGAGUUAAAAGAGGCAGUGAAAUUGGGAAAAAUAGGUAAAAUAAAAAAAAGGAAGAAGAAGAAAAAUAAUCUUAUAUCCGUUGGUAAACAAGAAUCUAAGCCUUUACAUCCAAAGGCUAGACCAGAGAAAGUUGUUCCUAUAUUUCAACAAAGGCCUGGGGAAACUGAACAACGAUUUUUACAUAGAGUUAAUCGAGAUACGCAAGUUUUCAUUAAUGAAUUUGCUUUUGAGAAAAAAUAUGAUGUUCAAGUUAAUCGAAAUCCAGAAACAGGAAACAUCGAAGGAGUUUCAAAAUGUGAACAAACUGAAUUAGACAAAAUUGAAAUGUUGAAGUCGAGUCAUAAAAAUAUUAAAAAAAAAAAAAAAAACAGUGAUAUCAAUAAGAUCAAAAUGACUAAAACUGAAAAGAAGAAGGAGAAAUUGAAAUUGAAGAAAGAGAAACAAAUGGAAGAAAAAUUAGACGAAUUUGAUAAUUAUAAAGAUCAAGUUGAAUUUGGAGAAGUGGUUCAUGAACCACCUCAAUUAAAAAUCAAACCAAAAAAUGCUAAUACUAUAAAUACCUCUAAACCUGGUAGAAAGAAUCUUCUUCUUUAUUCAAUGCUCAAAAAGAAUGAAAAUUCAAAGUUGGAGAAUCCUAAGAAGAGAAUGACUAUAGAUAGAUCAGGAAAACGUAAAAAAUUACCACUUGGAGAAAGGAGACAGUUAGAAAAACAACAGAAUGAUGUUAUAGCAGCAUACAGAAUAUUGAAAGCACAAAAAUCUGCUGGUAUUAACUAGGAGAUGUUCGAGUCGUAUGCAUGCUGAGUACGUUUGAAACAAGAUUCAUCAUCGAAAUAGGAAGAAUUCGUGGGGGUAAUUUUUCGUGUCAGAAAAUUCGGUGAAGAUCGGACAGAAGCAUCGCAUAGAGGAAUACGGUUGGACGAAGAUCCAAGGCCUAUCCAUCUUCGUCGUUCGAACGAUCUACGUGACUGGCCACGUGACUGGUGCGCGAACAGAUGGAAACGAAGGGGGAGAGAAAGAGUAAUUGCAAAGUGGCGAUGAUCCCCUGCUACUAACAGAGUGUGGAGAAUUAACCGAGUUGUUGAAGUGAGAGCCGCAUUAACGUGUUAUUAACGUCAUGUAACCGACAUCGCGAAAGUAAUCAUGGAGAAGGUAUGCAGGCCUGCUUGGAGUAAUCCUCGACCCAUCAAGGAGCGCGGCGCGGCGGAAUCGAAGGGCUGACGAAGGGGCGUCCAGACUCUCGGCAUCCGCAAGACGCAAGAUCGGAGAGGAUCUUGAUCGAGGAUAAGAAGCCAACGGCGAGCUUGUCACAUUUGGUGGACAUCGAUCGAAUCUGUUCCCGUUUCCCGCGCGAAAUUCCAAGCUUGCCCUCGCGUCUCGCGUUCGAGGGGGAACUCUGGACGAGAGGAGAUGUCACGGAAGCGGUUCCACGGAGG